Messenger RNA from Ipomoea nil (Japanese morning glory), 1522 nucleotides. Its product is annotated as dof zinc finger protein DOF2.1-like. The record is from RefSeq and is a predicted model, not a curated record. Lineage: Eukaryota; Viridiplantae; Streptophyta; Magnoliopsida; Solanales; Convolvulaceae. Gene Ontology annotation, biological process: regulation of DNA-templated transcription. Gene Ontology annotation, molecular function: DNA binding; DNA-binding transcription factor activity. The transcript has 2 exons. Bases 342 to 1151 code for a protein of 269 amino acids.
AGGCCAGCCACAGAGGGUGAAAAAUCCAAGAGAGAUAUAUGCAUGCACGCAUCCCGGUACACCUAUAUUUUGUAAUCAUUAUACGCACUCACCAUUUUCUCUCUCAUGCAAUAUAGAGAGAGAAAGAGAGAGAGAGACAGACAGACAGAACCAGGGAAGAAGGAAGAAGAAUCUCUCUCUGUCUGCAUAUAUUAUAAAUAUAUAUAUGUAUCAGCAUGGAAGCUAAGACUGCAAGUCUGCAAGAGCGUCAUUAACCACCUUCAUCUGAGAUAUUCAUCUUCAUAUAUAAUCACAUCUCUUCUGGAACCCAAUCCUUCAAAGCUUUCAGGGCGGGAAUUGAAAUGGCAUCUGCACAGACACUGGAAAGCAUGUUGGGUUGCAGAAAAGCAGAGCAGCAAGAGAAGAAGGCGAAGGCGGCAUGUGCAGAUGAGCAAUCUGCAUUGAAAUGCCCAAGGUGCGAUUCCACCAACACAAAGUUCUGCUACUACAACAACUACAGCCUAUCUCAGCCCAGGUACUUCUGCAAGUCCUGCCGCCGCUACUGGACCAAAGGCGGCACCCUCCGCAACGUCCCCGUCGGCGGCGGCUGCCGGAGAAACAAGAGAUCCUCUUCCCGCCCGGCUCGAACUAACCAAGACCCAUUAUUGUCUUCACUCACCUCUAGCCCCAUUCACCCGCCAUUGAUGCCCUCCCUCGCCACCCUGCCUUAUGACAGGCCAAUCAUCUGCAACAACAACGUUAACCCCGCCUGCGAUGUUCUUGAAAGCUAUGGGUUAUUGGGCGGUGGUGGGUUUCUGCAAACUCCGGCGACCAACGGGCUGUUCCACAGUCUGUGCUAUGGGAUUGGGAGUGAUGAUCAGCAGAGUAACAGUGUGGAGUGGAAUGGUGGAAAUGGGGAAAUAAUAAUGGGGAAUUCUUCAUAUCAUCAAGAUCGGAUAUGCGGCAGCGGUGGGGUGAAGCAAGAGGUGUGUUAUGGAAGAGAUGAAGGUGAGAGCAGGCUGAACUGGGGAUUUCCAUGGCUGCUGCAGGGUGGAGGAGAAGGUGCCAACAACAGUGAUGUUAUAAUUAGCUCAAGCAGACAAAGCUGGAAUGAGAAUGGGUUUGGUCCUUAUUCUUGGCAUCAUGGGCUAAUCAACAGCCCACUCAUGUAGGAUCAUAUAUGAACAUUUUAUGUUAAUUCAUCAAUUACAAACUUGUGUGCUAGCUAGCUAAAAUCUUUAAUCUUUUCAAGAAAAGAAUGAUAGUAGUAUUUUGUUCGUUAUAUAUAUAUAUAUAUAUAUAUAUAUAUUUGUGAUUGGAGAAAUCGCACCAACUAUCUGAAGGUGUUGAUAAAGGAUACAAGGUUAAUAGACCUUGUGGCUUGGUUGAGGUUGCUCCUAGUUUGUUAUAUUCUUAGAUUAGACUGUCUAGAAGAUCAGAUUAGGCUGGGUUUAUUUCAAUUUUGAUUUUCAAUUUUUCUUUCAUCCUUCUCUAUUUCUGAAAUUGGGUAAAUGUACAAGUAAAUGAAUUUCCUAUCUUUCUU